UUGAUGACACCUGGUGCGGCGUGGCUUGUUGUUUCCUCAUUAAUCCUACCUGUGCAGCCGACUGUCUUUUAAAUGGUCAGCAUAGGAGAACUCGACUUUUUCUUUAUGCAGUGCCUUCUUUUUUAGUUCCGAUGGCGUGUCGAGAGCGCGGGGGCUCAAAGAUUUUAUUGUAUGUUGGACUUUUUCUGCUUGCUUCCGGCACAUUUUGCCAAUGCUCCCGGCUGGCAGUUAAAUCAAGACGGAAUGCCCCGCCGAUUCCAAGCAAACGUGACGUUUCCUACAGCGGGCGGCUGUUGAUCUCCCAGCAGGUUGCCCCUCCGAACAAAGCCUCAAGUCACAUCUUGGAUGCGGAUUCAGAUUACCAAGGAGAUAUGGGGUGGGAUUUUUACAAGCAAGCCAGUAUGCAGGAUGAACAUUUUUCCAAAGCGGUGACACAUCAGCUCAUUAAAAUGGAUCCAAAGGUGGAAUGUACGACAGACUCUAUGAAACUUCAAGUCCAAGAUGUUGCUUCCACUCCUGGAUCGCUGAUUUGGGUGGAUAGGGGUAGCCUGGCUCCGUUGCCUCUAUCCAAGCUGCCACAAAGCUGUGGUUACACCAUCGGGGAAACGCAAAACGAAAUGUUCUUGGUUACCCCUUAUGAUGGUUGUUUUGUCACUCUGGAGGGGGAUUCUUAUGUGCUACCAUUACUUUGGUGGGGUUUACCAAUGAGGAUGUCAUGCCCUGUGACGAGACCUUCAUCCAGCCCACCAAUGGUCACAUGCCAUACAGAAGGCAUGAUUGUGAAAACGGAGUGGAGAGUCCCACUCUCUAGAAUUAAAAUAAAUGUGAACGGAAAAUGGGAGCUGAUAAAUUCUGUAUUACAUAAAUGUGGGAUCGGCGUAGUGGAUCAUGGUGAAGGUGUGGUCCUGUCUGUCAACUAUGGUGCCUGUGUGGAGAAGAAGGAUGGGAUGUACACUUUUGAAUUGGCUGGUGAAGGAACAACUAAGAUUUCAUGUCCAUCAAUGGCCCCAGGUUUAUCUGAACCGACAACAAGCCCAACACCCACAAAAUUGGAACCACCAAACAUAGGCUUGAUUCCCUCACACUCAUUCUAUUAUCCACCUUCAAGUCACUCCAAACCUGUGGUACCACCCAACCUCAGGCCUGUUGGAAAUCCAUUACAACCUGAAUCCCCUUAUGGUCACGGAGAGCAGCCAGUGAACCCUCUUGUACCUGUACGACCUGAAAAUGAACCCAAACCUUCGCCGCAGUUUUCACAACAGCAAACGCCUGAUACUCAAUCCUAUCUCUUCCCCUACCCACUUAAUCCUACACCUGACCCUGUACAAAAGCCCCCGGCUGCUCCACAUGAAACUGAAGUCCCUUCAGUGGAGAAGCCAACCGAUCCUUAUCCAUAUCCACGUUACCAUAUGCCCAGUCCUAACGAACCCACCAAUAAACAAAUGCCCAAUCCACAAAUUCAUGAGGUCACUCCAGGCCCAAUCCUAAAGAACCAGCCAAAACUCAAAUGCCAGAUCCAUGGCCGUUCAAACCACCAGACCUUGGAGUCGCCCAUGAACAAGUGA
Molecule: messenger RNA, 1565 nt
Organism: Hippocampus comes (tiger tail seahorse)
Lineage: Eukaryota; Metazoa; Chordata; Actinopteri; Syngnathiformes; Syngnathidae
Exons: 8
Coding region: 132-1565 (477 amino acids)
Source: RefSeq, a predicted model, not a curated record